This is a messenger RNA of Cajanus cajan (pigeon pea), 2663 nucleotides long. RefSeq names its product FAM63A-like protein (DUF544). Lineage: Eukaryota; Viridiplantae; Streptophyta; Magnoliopsida; Fabales; Fabaceae. Gene Ontology annotation, biological process: protein K48-linked deubiquitination. Gene Ontology annotation, molecular function: cysteine-type deubiquitinase activity; K48-linked deubiquitinase activity; cysteine-type carboxypeptidase activity. Gene Ontology annotation, cellular component: cell periphery; cytosol. The record is from RefSeq and is a predicted model, not a curated record.
AAAAAAGAGAAAAGGAUUAAAAAUAAAAAUGCUUGGUAGUGUUGGGGGGGUUUGACAUUAAGUUGGAGCAAUCAAUAAAGAAGCUUUAGUAGUCAUACUCCAUUGUCAUUUGUUGUGUUGUUUUUCCGAAAAUCAAGAACCGUUGAAAUGGCAUCGUCUUCCCCAAAGGAGCAAUCGAGGGACGAGGAUCGGGAAGAGGAACAGCAACAGCCGCAGCAGGCAGUGAAAGAGUGCGUCCACAAAACCAAAACGAUUCAGUUUCUUGGACGCACCACUCCGAUCGUUCUUCAAAACGACAAUGGACCUUGCCCGCUCCUCGCUAUCUGUAACGUUCUUCUGUUAAGAAACAACUUAAAUCUGAGUCCAGAUAUUGCUGAAGUCUCACAGGAGAAAUUGCUUUCAUUGGUUGCUGAACGAUUAAUUGAUUCAAAUAGUAACGUGAAUAACAAAGAUGCAGGUUAUGUUGAAAAUCAACAACAGAACAUUGCUGAUGCAAUUGACUUGCUUCCUAGGCUUGCUACUGGCAUUGAUGUAAAUAUAAAAUUUAGGAGAAUAGAUGAUUUUGAAUUCACUCGAGAGUGUGCAAUAUUUGAUCUGCUGGACAUCCCUUUGUAUCAUGGCUGGAUUGUUGAUCCUCAGGAUUAUGACACUGCAAAUGCAAUUGGAUCAAAGUCCUAUAAUGCCCUUACGGGGGAGCUUGUCUCUCUUGAUACACUUAACAUGGAAGUCCAUCAUAAAAAUAAUCCAGAAGAAGAUUGUGUUGAUUUUGUGGCUGCAACAACUGCUACACUUGGAGUUCCUUCUCCCAGUCUUUCAAAGGCCAGGUCUUUUGAUGAUUCGUCUCAUUGUGUUGAUUUCUCUAAUACUGAUCAUAUCCCAAGGAAAGGUGAUCUUGAAGAAGAGGCAGAGUUGUUGAGAGUUUUGAAACUGUCUGAGGAUGAUUCUACAGCUUCAGUAAGUGAUCCUGUUGUAGGUCAUGUAAAUGGAGGAGAAAUUUCUGUCAGUGUGGAUAGAAAUAUGUGUAACGAGCAGGUUAUGAAUAUGGAUUCGGGAGAUAAAUUAGGGAAUAGCACUGGCGCUGGUAACAGUGUCAUUCAUGACCCAGAGCCUUCCAUAUCUGAUGAUUGCACUGCUUCUGGCAAAGACCACAAUGAACAGAUAUCUUAUUCUUCUACAUUGGGAGAGGCAGCUAAUCCAUCCUUAAAGACUGAUACCAUAAGUGACCAUCAAUUAGCUUAUACGGGACCUGAAGAAUCUUUUGACCUGAAUAAUGUGAUUGAGAAGAACAGCCUUGAUGCAUUGGUCCAGAAUGAGAAUGAAGUUAUCCCUUCUCCUGAAAAACACCCUAUCUCUUUGUUUGAGUGCCAUGCAGAUGUUUCUGGAGGAGAUGGAAAAGUCCAUGAUCAGUCCAUUCCUACAACUAUAGAUCAUGAAGUUAUAGGUGAAUCUCAUGGACCUGAUGCCACAGGAUUAUCAUUCUCAUCCCCAGGUCAUACAAAUUCAGAUUCAUCUAGUGUCAAAUAUAAUCAAACUGAUGUUUCGGGAGCAUUGACUUCAAGUGUUAAUGGGAGUGAGCCCAUAUAUGAAGGAGAAGAAUGUGUGUUGGAUACAAGAACCGGAAAUUUUGAGGAUCGUGAACCUAUUUAUGAAGGUGAGGUGGUACUUGCAGAACAGGCUGACAAAAGCACCUUAGCUGCUCCUGAUCUAAGAGCUAAGGAUGAACUUACCCCAGAACAAGGUGAAUUGAUCAAAAGUUUCUUGAGGAAUAAUGCCAGCCAGUUGACAUUUUAUGGCCUUUUCUGUUUACAAGAUGGGCUCAAAGAGCGUGAGCUGUGUGUUUUUUUCCGUAACAAUCAUUUCAGCACCAUGUUCAAGUUUGAGGGUGAGCUCUAUCUUCUGGCCACGGACCAAGGUUACAUAAAUCAGCCUGAUCUGGUCUGGGAAAAACUGAAUGAGAAAUUUUGUUAUGUACUUAUCUUUCAGGUCAAUGGUGAUACAUUGUUUAUGACCAGUAACUUCAAGGAAUUCAAGGUAGAAAGCCAUGAAAAUAGCACAUGGGAUGAGAGCAAUGCUCUGACCAGCACUGCUGACUAUCUUGCCAGCAUAGACAGUGCAGCACAAGCAGGCUUAGAUAUCAAUUCUGAUCUGCAAUUAGCAAUAGCCUUGCAACAACAGGAGUUUGAGCAGCAACCAUCGCGCCAGAAUAACUCACAGCAAUCAUCUAUUGGUGGUAGCUCUAGACUGGUCACAGGUCCCCAGGUGGCAAGAAACCCUGGAAGACAUUCAUCUUCAUCUACAUCAUCAUCUCCCAGGCCUGAUGGAAAAUCCAAAGAAAAAUGUAUAGUGAUGUGAAUUUCACAAGCAUAGAUUAUUUAGAACCUUGCACUUUAAAAUGCGCCGCCUUGAUUAUUGUACCCCAUUACAGCAAUCUUAUUCCUGAUGUUUUGUAUGUGAUAUUUUAGGUAAAGUUUGUUAUGUAAAUAUUGGAAGUAUAUAGUGUACAACAGUGCUAGGUCCUUUUUAACUGUGACCACAACACUCAACCCUCCCCGCCGCUACUUAUUAUUGUCUGGACUAACCAUUCCAACCAACGUUUCUAUGCUGAUUGAUUGUGCUAUGCAGCACUUCAAGCAGGGAGUUAAAGCCCAGUUUUACCAUUGCCA